AUGGCCGCUGCCCGCCCUGCGCGGGGGCCCCGGCGGCGGCGGCGGCGGCGGCGGCUGCUGCUGCUCACGCGGCGGCUCCUGUGGCUGCCGCUGCUGCUGCUCGCCGUGGCCGCGGCGCUGGUGGAGGUGGUGGAGGGGAACCCCGGCCCGGGGAUGGCCUCGGGCGGGAAUGCAACCGGGCCCGGGAGCUCCAGGAGGAGCGCGGCGGCCACCAGCCCCCCGCCGCUGCUCAGCCACUGCGGCCGGGCCGCCCACUGCGAACCCCUGCGCUACAACGUGUGCCUGGGCUCGGCGCUGCCCUACGGGGCCACCACCACGCUGCUGGCCGGGGACUCGGACUCGCAGGAGGAGGCGCACGGCAAGCUCGUGCUCUGGUCCGGCCUCCGGAAUGCCCCCCGCUGCUGGGCAGUGAUCCAGCCCCUGCUGUGUGCCGUGUACAUGCCCAAGUGUGAGAAUGACCGCGUGGAGCUGCCCAGCCGUACUCUGUGCCAAGCCACCAGAGGCCCCUGCGCCAUCGUGGAGCGGGAACGGGGCUGGCCCGACUUCCUGCGCUGCACCCCAGACCACUUUCCCGAAGGCUGCCCCAAUGAGGUGCAGAACAUCAAGUUCAACAGUUCAGGCCAGUGUGAAGCGCCCUUGGUACGAACGGACAACCCCAAGAGCUGGUACGAGGACGUGGAAGGCUGCGGCAUUCAGUGCCAGAACCCGCUCUUCACCGAGGCCGAGCACCAGGACAUGCACAGCUACAUCGCCGCCUUCGGCGCCGUCACCGGCCUCUGCACGCUCUUCACGUUGGCCACCUUCGUGGCUGACUGGAGGAACUCAAAUCGCUACCCGGCAGUUAUUCUCUUCUAUGUCAAUGCGUGUUUCUUCGUGGGCAGCAUUGGCUGGCUGGCCCAGUUCAUGGACGGUGCCAGGCGUGAGAUCGUCUGCCGAGCAGACGGCACCAUGAGGCUUGGGGAGCCUACCUCCAAUGAGACCCUGUCCUGUGUCAUCAUCUUUGUCAUCGUGUACUACGCCCUGAUGGCUGGAGUGGUCUGGUUUGUGGUCCUCACUUAUGCUUGGCACACCUCCUUCAAAGCCCUGGGCACCACCUAUCAGCCUCUCUCAGGCAAGACUUCCUACUUCCACCUGCUCACAUGGUCACUCCCCUUUGUCCUCACCGUGGCAAUCCUCGCUGUGGCCCAGGUGGAUGGGGACUCCGUGAGUGGCAUCUGUUUUGUGGGCUACAAGAACUACCGGUACCGCGCUGGCUUUGUAUUGGCCCCUAUUGGCCUGGUGCUCAUUGUGGGAGGUUACUUCCUCAUUCGAGGAGUCAUGACUCUCUUCUCCAUCAAGAGCAACCACCCUGGGCUGCUGAGUGAGAAGGCUGCCAGCAAGAUCAAUGAGACCAUGCUGCGCCUGGGUAUCUUUGGCUUCCUGGCCUUUGGCUUUGUGCUCAUCACCUUCAGCUGUCACUUCUACGAUUUCUUCAACCAGGCCGAGUGGGAGCGCAGCUUCCGGGACUAUGUGCUGUGUCAGGCCAAUGUGACCAUCGGGCUGCCUACCAAGAAGCCCAUCCCUGACUGUGAGAUCAAGAAUCGCCCCAGCCUCCUGGUGGAGAAGAUCAACCUGUUUGCUAUGUUUGGAACGGGCAUCGCCAUGAGCACCUGGGUCUGGACCAAGGCCACGCUGCUCAUCUGGAGGCGCACCUGGUGCAGGUUAACGGGGCACAGUGACGAUGAGCCGAAGCGCAUCAAGAAGAGCAAGAUGAUUGCCAAGGCCUUCUCGAAGCGCCGCGAGCUCCUGCAGAACCCCGGCCAGGAGCUCUCCUUCAGCAUGCACACGGUCUCCCACGACGGGCCUGUGGCGGGUUUGGCCUUUGACCUCAAUGAACCCUCAGCUGAUGUCUCCUCUGCCUGGGCCCAGCAUGUCACCAAGAUGGUGGCUCGGAGAGGAGCCAUACUGCCCCAGGAUGUGUCUGUCACCCCGGUGGCAACUCCAGUGCCACCGGAGGAACAAGCCAACCUGUGGCUGGUUGAGGCAGAGAUCUCCCCGGAGCUGGAGAAGCGCCUGGGCCGGAAGAAGAAGCGGAGAAAGAGGAAGAAGGAGGUGUGCCCGUUGGGACCAGCCCCUGAGCUUCGUCACCCUGCGCCCGCCCCUGCCGCUAGUUCGGUUCCCCGGCUGCCUCAGCUGCCCAGGCAGAAGUGUUUGGUGGCCACGAGCGCCUGGGGAGCGGGGGAUUCCUGCCGCCAGGGAGCCUGGACUCUGGUCUCCAACCCCUUCUGCCCAGAGCCUAGUCUCCGUCAAGAUCCGUUUCUUCCUGGCCCCUCAGCCUCCAGGGCCUGGGCUCAUGGUCGCCUCCAGGGACUGGGGGCCAUUCACUCCCGCACCAACCUGAUGGAGGCUGAACUCCUGGAUGCAGACUCAGACUUCUGAGCCCAUGGGACAGAACCCGGGACAGGAAAGGAAAAGAAAAAAAAAUGAAUACACACCUCUCAGCAUUUCAUUCUCCUUGGGGGUCUCUUGGGGGCCAAGUGUCCACCCAGGAGAAUUGUGUGUGUCUGGCUCAAAGCAGCAGGACUGUGGCAAUGAGCUGAACGGCGUCACUGGUAAGCAUGGCGCCAAGGGGCAGGGCUCUGAAGCUCAGGGUCCUGGUUUCUGCCUGCCCCCCCCCCCCCAGGCUGGCUAGCAGCAUCAUUCUCUAGCAGAGCUUGUGUUGGAGGCAUAAACUGGCAGGAGCAAGAGUGACAGUACCCAGAGAGGAGUUGUGCCAGCCAGGGAGGCAAGCCAAGCCCAUGUCUCGCUGCCCUUGUCUGUGCCAAUGGGUGCCCUUUCCUGGUGCGCUCAGAUCAAAAGCGUGUAUUGUGUCAUUUGUCCCUUGCCUGAGUGGGGACGGAACGCCUCCUUCUAGGUGGUUGUGAUGCUGGCAGUGCCAACUUCUAUAGGGCCAUAACCGCUCUAAUCAGGUGGUCCUACCCCCCAAGCCCACCCCCUUUUGUCUGGGUCCUUGUCCCUAUCUCAUAUCUCAGUUCUACCAGACCAACCUCUUCCUGUUUGUGAUCAAGACCCUAAACUAUAGCAAACACACACACACACACACACACACAUCCAGCCCUUGCUGCUGGGCCCCACCUCCAAUAGCUUUGGCCUGGCAUGGAGUAGAAACAAGGUGUGUGGAAGCUUCCAGGCCCCUGAGAGACAUGUUAUUUCUUUCUGCUAUCCAUCCAGUGGGGUUGGUUCCUCUGACUUAAGUUGCUGUAGCUCCAGCCAGGCAAGGAAACUUCUUUUGACUUCUACAGCUGGUGGGAGGGAAGACUCCCCACCUUUUGUAAUGUCCUGCUAUGUCCCCAGUGGCCCACAUUGAAGAACCAGACAGGAGGAAGCGUUAGCAGCUGGCUGGAUGCCAGGUUAGGAGACUGGGAAGAGAAGAAGAAAUAUAAACAGUAAAUAAAACAUUUUGAUAUAA
Messenger RNA from Jaculus jaculus (lesser Egyptian jerboa), 3448 nucleotides. RefSeq names its product smoothened, frizzled class receptor (gene Smo). Gene Ontology annotation, cellular component: dendrite; cilium; plasma membrane. Gene Ontology annotation, biological process: central nervous system development; smoothened signaling pathway; positive regulation of smoothened signaling pathway. The record is from RefSeq and is a predicted model, not a curated record. NCBI's taxonomy places the organism in Eukaryota, Metazoa, Chordata, Mammalia, Rodentia, Dipodidae. The transcript is spliced from 12 exons. The coding region runs from base 1 to 2418 and encodes 805 amino acids. Gene Ontology annotation, molecular function: patched binding; transmembrane signaling receptor activity.